GACGGUAUAGCUAACUCUAUAGUUUAUAUGGAUAACUUUGGUUCCACUAUUUAUAUCAAAUGGGAGCCCUCUCCUCCAUAAACCCUUAAGUUUAAUGUUAAUGGCCACAUAUCAAAAGGAAUAGCUUCUUAACUUGUGGCGGAUUAUUUAGAGAUGUUCAGAGUGGUCUUCUCCAAGGUUUUUAGUGCAAUUUUGAUCACAAUAAAUUUCAGGAUUAUGAGAUGUGGAGUUUAUUUCAUGUUAUGUGUAUUGCUCGUAUUAAUAUGUAAUCAAGACAUUUGGAUUGUCUCAUUAAUAUCAGACCGUCUAGAUUUCUAGAUUUUAACUAUUAUAAACCACCUAAUUUUAAUCAAACAAUUCAGAUAUAAUAUAACCAUCUGCAGUGUAGUCACCUCUCUCCGAUUACGUAUCAUUCGAAUCCAAACGAGAGAGUAUAGACUAUUUGUCUCUUUCUGCCUAGAACGUGCCUACAUAAGAAAAAUCUUGUGAUAAAGAACGCUUCCUUCGUGUCAUAAUUUGUGAGGUGGAGACCAGAAAAAGGGUUUGAUUGACUUCAGAAACUGCCUCGUAGUUGUGUCUUUCAGAAGAACAACCCGACAAACACAGUACUAACACUUUUCUUCCCAAAGUACAUAGAUUGUGACCUUUAACCCAAUCCUUCUAGAUUAUUGUUUCUUCUUUAAAUACUCUCAUCUGGGUCAAGCUUCAAAAUCACUCUUUUUUGCUUCUUCUUCUUCUGCCUCUUAUGUUCCAGUUUCAGACAACUUUCUCGUGUUGUUGAUCACUCCUAUUAAGCAGGUCUUAUAUUUAAGUCAGGACUAUUGCUAUGUCAAUUGCACCAAUUGAUAGUAUAGCCUCAUUGAGUAAUGAUCUCUUCUAUGACAUAUUAAAACGACUCGAUGGCCCUGCAUUGGCUAGUUUAGCUUGUACAUGUGCAGCAUUUUGUUCCAUUUCAAAAGAAGAGAGUUUAUGGGAAAACGUAUGUGCAUCCGUGUGGCCAUCAACCAAUAGGGAGGAUGUCAAAAGUUUAAUAUCCUCUAUCGGCGGUUUCAGAAAAUUCUACGCCGAUUGUUUUCCUCUUAUCGUAAACAAGGAGGUCGGACAGUAUCAAUGGAACAACUAUCUAGAAUACCCUGAUGAUUGGACCGAAGCCGAAUACUAUGGGGAUACAAAUGAAUUUGAAAGCAUCACCCCAUCGGAUUUUGUUUCCAUCGUAGACAUUAGGUUUAAGGGGAAAUCAAUCUGCUCCAAAGUUCUAUCUGGAAUUCCAAACGCAAACGAUAAUGGUGGUUGGUUCUACAACUGUCCUUUUCGUAUCGAUCUCCUUACAUACGCAGAUAGAGAUGAUAACAACGACGAGGAAGUGACCCUUUCCGUAUCCGACGGUCUUCCACCGAUUACAUCGAUGGAAAGAGAAAGGAAAGACGGGAAACUAUGGCACGAGCUUCGUGACGGUCUAUUUCUUAGUUGGAUAUUAGUAAACAAGAAAAUAAAGCAAGCUGCAAAUCUUGCUAGCUGGAGUCCUCUCGACGGUCAAAGACAUUGGCCGACCGAUAAAGACUUUGUCAUCCGAUUCGGAUCUGUUCUACCUGCACAGGACAUUCUUCCUUCUCAAGUAGUGCAAUGUAUCCUUGUUAUGAAGUUUCGAGUGGUUCACAUUGAAGAAGAAGGGUUUGAAACAAGUCUUAAAUUAACAGAACUUAGCAUGCAGUUGGAAGACAUGGAAGGUGCUCAUGUUAAUGGAAAAAACAGUUUGCAUAUUCUUAAGGAAGCACUUAGCUGCAGAAGAAGCAAAAACUAUAGUGAAGUUAUUGAAUCUUGUCAUAUGUAUUCAAAAGUGCAAAAUGAGUUAAAAGAGGAAAAGAUGAGAAGUGAAAGUAGGUUGGAUACACUUUGUAUUUUAAGUGGCAUUGCUGCUUUUAUGACAUUCUGGUACUAUGUUUUGUGAAUAAUGGUAUGAAUUUAGGGACUCUUUGUAA
Trifolium pratense (red clover) is the source of this 1979-nucleotide messenger RNA. Its product is annotated as F-box protein At2g27310-like. The record is from RefSeq and is a predicted model, not a curated record. The transcript is spliced from 2 exons. Gene Ontology annotation, molecular function: protein binding. Lineage: Eukaryota; Viridiplantae; Streptophyta; Magnoliopsida; Fabales; Fabaceae. The coding region runs from base 827 to 1948 and encodes 373 amino acids.